Messenger RNA from Brassica rapa (field mustard), 939 nucleotides. RefSeq names its product probable WRKY transcription factor 28 (gene WRKY28). Gene Ontology annotation, biological process: regulation of DNA-templated transcription. NCBI's taxonomy places the organism in Eukaryota, Viridiplantae, Streptophyta, Magnoliopsida, Brassicales, Brassicaceae. Gene Ontology annotation, molecular function: sequence-specific DNA binding; DNA-binding transcription factor activity. The record is from RefSeq and is marked provisional.
AUGUCCAAUGAAACCAAAGAUUUCUACAACUACCAAUUCCCUUCAUCCUUCUCUUUGUAUGAUAUGAUGAAUCUCCCCACUUCAGCUCCGUCUUCUUAUGGAAACAACGGUUUCGAUCUAUCUUCCUACUCCUUCACUGAUUGCCUCCAGAGCUCUCCAGGAGCGUACGACUCUCUACUGCAGAAAAAUUUUGGUCUUUCUCCUUCUUCUUCAGAGGUUUUCAACUCUUCGAUCGACCAAGAAUCAAAACGAGAUGUAUCUAAUGACGUUACCGGCGAGACUCCAACGAGGGUUUCUGCACCUUCUUCUUCUAGCGAGGCUGAUCAUCCUGGUGAGGAUUCCGGUAAAAGUCAGAUCAGGAAAAGAGAGUUAGCUGAAGAUGGAGGUGAAGAAAAUCAAAACUCCAAAAAAGUAGGGAAAACGAAAAAAAACGAAGAGAAGAAACAAAGAGAGCCACGAGUGUCGUUUAUGACUAAAAGCGAAGUUGAUCAUCUAGAAGAUGGUUAUAGAUGGAGAAAAUACGGCCAAAAGGCCGUCAAAAACAGCCCUUACCCAAGGAGUUACUAUAGAUGCACGACACAAAAAUGUAACGUGAAGAAACGAGUGGAGAGGUCGUUCCAAGAUCCAACGGUUGUGAUUACAACGUACGAGGGUCAACACAACCAUCCCAUUCCGACUAAUCUUCGGGGAAAUUCCGCGGCCGCUGCUAUGUACUCUGACUUCAUGACUCCGAGAAGCUUUACACAUGAUAUGUUUCGGACGGCUGCUUAUACUAGCGGUGGCUCUGUGGAGGGGGCUUUGGAUUAUGGAUACGGACAGAGUGGUUAUGGUAGUGUGAAUGCAAACCCUAAUUCUUCUCAUCAAAACUAUCACCAAGGAGGCGAAUAUGAGCUUUUGAAGGAAAUUCUUCCUUCCAUUUUCUUCAAGCAAGAGCAUUGA